AUUGAAUGGGAUUUUUCUGGAGUUAAUUUACCAAACGACGUGCCAAUUUGGAGAUUUGCUUUCUGGCGAAAUCGAGUAUUUCUUGCUCUUCCAAGAUGGAAAAAAAGACAAAUAAAUUGGCCGACAUUGUUAGAAGCUCCUUGGCACAAUGACGCUGAAAUAAUUAAUCUAAAAUAUCCAGUUAAAUAUUUUGAAAAUUAUAAUCAAAAUAUUAAUGAAAAUAGUAUAAAUUGUAAUAAUUUAAUGUCAAUAACUGGUCUUGAUGUUGAUUUACGUGGACGUCUUUGGAUUUUAGAUGCACCAAGAUUCACUUUUUGUCCAGCUAAAAUAUUAAUAUAUGAUCUUCAAAAAAAUAAAGAGAUAUCUAGAAGCUGUUUAUCACAAGUUCCAACAUCAGGAUUAAAGACACUUGUUGUUGAUCAAGUAACAAGUGCUUCAGGCUACAGAGCAUUCAUUGGUGAUCCUGGCGAUGAUUCAAUAAUAAUUUACAGCCUCGGUAAUGGACGAAAUAAAUGGUGGAAAUUAAAACUUCGACAUGAUAAAAAAAUACCACGUGUUUACACAACAGACAUGGCAAUAUCAAAAAAAUUAUCAAAAAUAUAUUUAACUGGUUCAGCUUCAAAUGGAAUUUUUAGCAUCCCAUUAGAAUCAGCAAGACACAAUGAGCCAAAUAGUCGUUUUAUACAAUAUGUUAAUGUGACUUAUCAUGGAUCAAAAAUUGGUACUUCAUCUGGUCUUUGUUGUGAUGUAAAUGGUGGCCUUCAUUAUUUCCUGGUGUCUCAGCAUGCCAGUGUUCGCUGGGACAUGAAAACAACGUUGAAAGCUGAAGGUCAUUCGGUUGUUUUGCAAAAUGAACAAGUUCCAAUAAUUAUUGAUUAUAAAAUGGAUAAUCAAAAAAAUAUUUUAGGUCUUAUUAAUUAUAGACAUCCAUUUAUAAAUAAAUCAAUUUAUGAUAUUGAUUAUGAGUGGAUACCAAAAACACGAAUCAUUAAAGUUUGGAAACAUAAACGUUCAUUACCUUGA
Molecule: messenger RNA, 1023 nt
Organism: Aphidius gifuensis
Lineage: Eukaryota; Metazoa; Arthropoda; Insecta; Hymenoptera; Braconidae
Exons: 5
Source: RefSeq, a predicted model, not a curated record